GAAGAAGAAAAUGCUGAAUCCGAAGCAGAAGGAGCUGCACAAGAAGAUGAUGAAGUCGAAGCAGAAACAACUGCACAAGGAGCAGCUCGAGGUCGGAAAAAUCCGAGAAAUAAAAUGACCGCGAAGAGAGCGCGACGUGAGGAGGAUGAGGAAGAAGAUGCUGAAGUUGCCGCACAAGGAGCUGCACAAAGAAAUAAUAUUCUAGGACAAGGCAAGCCGUGGUACAGAUUUCGGUGCCAUACCAAAUCUGUGCUAGAUGUUAUUAAUUACUGGAAGGAAGAGCCAAGGUACUAUGAAGCAUGCAAGAAAGAG
This is a messenger RNA of Linum tenue, 312 nucleotides long. Lineage: Eukaryota; Viridiplantae; Streptophyta; Magnoliopsida; Malpighiales; Linaceae. The record is from the annotation of a GenBank genome assembly.